Molecule: messenger RNA, 8274 nt
Organism: Chrysochloris asiatica (Cape golden mole)
Lineage: Eukaryota; Metazoa; Chordata; Mammalia; Afrosoricida; Chrysochloridae
Gene: ZAN
Product: zonadhesin
Cellular component (GO): extracellular matrix; membrane
Molecular function (GO): protein binding
Source: RefSeq, a predicted model, not a curated record
AUGACUCCACAGAUUCCUGAGAGUGACGAGUAUUAUUACUUUUUCUCUUUCUUCAAAUCAACCCCAAGGAGAGACACGCCUCUGGAUGAGAAGCUGGUGGUUCCCCGCUCUGGGAACAGCUCUGUUCUCACCAAGUGUGACUUUGAGGAUGACUCCAAUCCUCUCUGUAACUGGACCCAAGUGCCAGCAGAUGAUGGGGACUGGACUCGAGUUAAAGGGUCAGGUCAUACGGACACCACUGGGCCCCCUGGGGGGUACCCCAAUCAAGAAGGUUACUACCUGCUCAUGGAUGGACGUGCCUUCCACCGGGGCGGGGUGGUCCAGCUGCGCAGCCCCACUGUCUCGGAGUCCGGGCCUCUCUGUGUGCACUUUGCUUAUCACAUGUUUGGGCUGUCGUGGGGGGCCCAGCUCAAACUGCUGCUGCUCUCUGGCAGCCAGGGUGGGCACCCCCACCUACUCUGGAAGCGCAGAAACACCCAGAGCACCUCCUGGAUGCCCACCGCUGUCACUGUGCCCGCAGGGCUCGCCCAUCCUGGCCAGCUGAUGUUUGAGGCAGUGAGGGGCAACACCGCUUACCUGGACAUUGCUCUGGAUGCCGUCUCUGUCCUUCGGGGUACCUGUCAUCAGGUGUGUGUUAGGCAAACCUGCAACUUUGACACUUCAAAUGAUCUCUGUGGCUGGAGCUGGAUUCCAACCCCCACUGGGGCCAAAUGGGUCCAGAAGAUGGGGUCAUCGGGGGAUCCAAGCACGGGGCCUGCGAGUGACUUCUCCAGGCCUGGUAAUGGCUACUACAUGCUCCUGGACUCCAAGGAUGCAAAACCGGGUCAGAAAUCGAGCCUCUUGAGCCCACUGAGUCAGUCCUCUGGCUGUCUGAGCCUCUCCUUUCACUACAUCCUUCGGCCUCGGACAGCUGGUGCAGCCCUGGUCAUUAAGGCUGUGACCUUGGGCAGCAUCCAGAAACACACUCUCUUCUCAGGACAGCCGGGAUCCAACUGGCAGCCGGUUUCUGUCAAUUACACAAGCCAGGGGCAGAUACAGUUCAUCAUGAUUGGUGUGUUCGGAGAAAUCCCAGAGCCAGCUGUGGCAGUGGAUGCCAUCACUAUUGCUCCCUGUGCAGAGAGCUUGCCUCAGUGUGACUUCAAUGAUAAUGCCCAUCCCUUCUGUGACUGGGUCCAGGUACCGAGGGAUGGUGGACACUGGACCCGGGGAAGUAGAAAUAUGCCCACAGACUCUUCUGGAGGUUCCCCUAAUAGAGGUGAGAAUCAUCACUACAUCUACCUCAAGCCUGACAAGUUUUCCCAGAGAAGACAGCCGAUCCGACUGGUGAGCAGGUCCUUCUGUGCCCCGGAGGCAGUCUGUGUGGAGUUUACUUACUACAUGCAUGGCCCUGGAGAGGGCUCUAUGCUCAAGUUCCUGCUGGGGACUCCUAGAGGGAGUGCCACAACUUCUCUCUGGAGCCGUGUGGGAUCUCAGAGUCCUGCCUGGCAGCAGGUGUCCAUCACCAUCCCUUCAGGACGUCAACAGCCCAUGCAGCUGAUCUUUGAGGCUGUCAGGAGUACCAACACUACCUUUGAAAUUGCUGUAGGAGUCAUCUUGAUCCGUCAUGGGGCCUGUUCAGAAACUGUAAUGCUUCCUAUGAAACGUCCAGUUCCAACUACUGUCAUCACUAAACCACCUACUGUUCCCACAGAAAAACCCACUACCACCACAGAACAAUACACUAUCCCCACUAAAAAGCCGACCACUACCACAGAAAAAACCACCAUCACUACACAAAAAACCACCAUCCCCACAGGAAAAUGCACCACCCCCACUGAGGAGCCCACCGUCCCCACAGAAAAGCCCACUCUUCCCACAGAAAAAUGCACUGUCCCCACUGAAAAACCCUCCACCCCCACAGAAGGUUCUACCAUCCCCACUGAAGAGCCCACUGCCCCCAUUGAAGAGCCCACAGUUCUCACUGAAGAGUCCACUCUCUUUGUUGAAGAACCCACGACUCCCACUGAAAAGCCCACUCUUCCCACAGAAAAACCCACUCUUCCAACAGAAAAACCUACCAUUUCUACUGAAAAACCCUCUGUCCCCACAGAAGAGCCUACUGUCCCAACUGAAAAACCCACCAUCCCCACUGAAAAGCCCACUGUCUCCACAGAAGAACCCAUGGUCUCCAUCGAAUCACCUACUAUCCCCACUGAAAUGACCACUGUGCCCACAGAACAAAUCACCAUUCCCACAGAACAAACAACCACCUCCACAGAAAAGCCCACUGCUCCCACUGAAAAGCCCACCCUCCUCACAGAAAAGCCCACUGCUCCCACUGAAAUAUCCACCCUCCUCACAGAAAAGCCCACUGCUCCCACUGAAAAGCCCACCGUCCCCACUGAGAAACCUACCAUCUCCACUGAAGAAACCACCAUCCCCACUGAGAAACCCACCGUCCCCACCGAGAAACCCACCGUCCCCACCAUCUCCACUGAAGAAACCACCAUCCCCACUGAGAAACCCACCAUCCCUACCGAGAAACCCACCAUCCCUACCGAGAAACCCACUGUCCCCACCGAGAAACCCACCAUGCCCACUGAGAAACCCACCAUCCCCACUGAAGAAACCACUAUCCCCACUGAGAAACCCACCAUCCCUACUGAAGAAACCACCAUCCCCACUGAGAAACCCACCAUUCCCACUGAGAAACCCACCAUCCCUACCGAGAAACCCACCGUCCCCACCGAGAAACCCACCGUCCCCACUGAGAAACCCACCGUCCCCACUGAGAAACCCACCGUCCCCACUGAAGAAACCACCAUCCCCACUGAGAAACCCACCAUCCCUACUGAGAAACCCACCGUCCCCACCGAGAAACCCACCGUCCCCACCGAGAAACCCACCGUCCCCACCGAGAAACCCACCAUCCCCACAGAAAUGCACACAACUGCUAUGAUACGUCACACCAGCCCAACACUCAAACCCAUUGGACCAAGUACCAUCACGACCAGUGUAACCGUUGGCAUCACUGCAACCCCUAGACCUGCUCCAGUGACCUGUCCCUCAAAUGCCCACUACGAGUCCUGUGCCUGCCUUGCAUCCUGCGAGAACCCGAAGCCCACCUGUCUGCUCCCCUGCAAGCCGGGCUGUGUUUGCAAUCCUGGCUUUCUGUUUAGUGUCUCCCGCUGCAUCCAAGCUUCUUCUUGCAAUUGCUUCUACAACAACAACUAUUACAAGCCUGGAGCGGAGUGGUUCAGCCCUAACUGCACAGAGCAUUGCCGCUGCACACCCGACAGUGGACUGGAGUGCAAGACCUCUCGGUGUGGAACACACAAAGUGUGUCAGCUGCAGAACGGCCAGUAUGGAUGCCGCCCCUACGGCACUGCCACCUGCUUGGCCUAUGGAGACCCUCAUUUUCUCACCUUUGACGGGAGGCACUUUAGCUUCAUGGGCAAAUGCACCUACAUCAUGACCCAUCCUUGUAGCAACUCAACAGACCCAUACUUCAGGGUUGCAGUAAAGAAUGAGGAACGAGGACAGGAAGGUGUCACCUGCUUGAGCAAAGUCUAUGUGAUCCUGCCCCAGACCACCAUCACCCUGCUCAAGGGCAGACACACACUGAUUGGGGGGCGUCGAGUCACCCUCCCAGCCAUGCCUUCUCAAGGCAUCUUCUUGAUCCAGAGUGGGAGGUUUGUGGAGUUGCAGACAGCGUUUGGCUUGCGGGUGAGAUGGGAUGGUGACCAGCAGCUAUAUGUGACUGUGACCAGCACCUACUUCAGCCGACUCUGUGGUUUCUGUGGGAACUAUGAUGGUGACAGUAGCAAUGACAACCAGAAGCCCGAUGGCAGCCUAGCGCAGGAUGACGAGGAGCUGGGGAACAGCUGGCAGACAGCUGAGGACGAGAACAAAGAGUGCCAAAAGAACCAGGCAAGUCCCCCAUCUUGUGACUCCACUUUGCAUAACAGUCUGCUGGGGCCGGAGUACUGUGGACGGCUCAUCGACCCCAAUGGAACAUUUGGGGCCUGCCUGCCACAUCUUAAGGCCUUUUUCUACUAUGAGACCUGCUUGUUUGACAUGUGCAACUUUCAGGGGCUGCAGCAGAUGCUGUGUGCCCAGAUGGCAGCCUUGACGGAGGCCUGCCAGGCUGCUGGCCUCAUGGUGAAGCCUUGGAGAAACCCUCAGUUCUGCCCUCUGACCUGCCCACCUAACAGCAGGUAUUCCCUGUGUGCCAAAUCAUGUCCUGAUACCUGCUAUUCAGGAUUCUCCGGCAUGUCCUGCCCAGACCGCUGUGUGGAGGGCUGUGAGUGUAAUCCAGGAUUUGUCCUCAGCGGCCUCCAGUGUGUCCCCAAAAACAAGUGUGGGUGCCAGCAACCUGUAGGGGUCUACAAAGAGGAAGGGGAGAGCUGGUAUAAAACAGACUGUAAGCAGCGAUGCUUCUGUGAAGGCAACAACAAAAUUCGCUGCGUGCGCUGGAGGUGUGGGCCUCAGGAAGUCUGUACUCUUCAGGAUGGCACCUUUGGCUGCCAUGCCCAAGGUACCGGCACCUGCUCUGUCUCAGGUGACCCCCACUACCUGACUUUUGAUGGUGCCCUGCACCACUUCAUGGGCACCUGCACCUACAUCCUGACUCGGCCUUGCUGGAUGGGGUCCCGGGAGAGCUACUUCAUUGUGAGCAGUACCAAUGAGAACCGAGGCGGGAACAUGGAGCUUUCCUACGUCAAGGCUGUUCACGUGCAGGUCUUCAACCUCCGGCUCACACUGAUCAAAGGUCGCAAGGUCAUGUUGAAUGACCGCCGGGUGGCCCUGCCUCUGUGGCUUUCUGGUGGCCGCAUGAGUGUGGGGCUCAGUGGCUCCUUUAUCCUUGUGCAAACGGACUUUGGGCUUCGGGUUCGAUAUGAUGGGAAUCACCUGGUGGAUGUGACCGUGCCCUCCUCCUUGGCCGGUCGGCUCUGUGGGCUGUGUGGAAACUUCAAUAACAACAGCUUGGAUGACAAUCUACGACCAGACAAAAAGCCAGCAGAAAGCUCCGUCCAGCUGGGUGCGGCCUGGGUGUUAACUUCUGCCUCUGAACCUGGCUGUUUUGUUGCGGGUGGCAAAUCCCCCAGCUGCCCAGGGAAAGAUGGGGCAGACAUCUGGAAUAAGAUCUGUGAGAUCUUAACCAAUCCUCAUGGGCCCUUUUCCCAGUGCCACACGGUGGUGUCUCCACACCCCAGCUUCAACAGUUGUGUGUAUGGGCAGUGUGGGACCCAGGGUGACAAACUGACCUUAUGCCGCUCCCUGCAGGCCUAUGCGGCCCUCUGCGCCCAGGCUGGCCGGCCUUGUGCCUGGCGAAACAGUUCCUUUUGCCCACUGAAGUGCCCUUCCGGCAGCAGCUACAGUCCCUGUGCCAACCCCUGCCCAGUCACCUGCCUCAGCCUAGACAUGCCUCGGGACUGCCCGGCCAUGCUGCCCUGUGCUGAAGGCUGCGAGUGUCAGAAAGGACAUGUUCUGAGUGGGACCUCCUGUGUACCCCUCAGCCAGUGUGGCUGCACUGACAGUCAGGGCUCCUACCACCCGGUCGGGGAGCGCUGGUACGCAGACGGCACCUGCUCCAGGCUGUGCACCUGUUCCAGCCACAACAAUAUCUCCUGUAGCCACACGAGCUGCAGCCCCACCCAGAUGUGCUGGCCUCUUGAUGGGCUUCUCCGCUGCCGGGCUGCAGGUAUGGGAGUGUGCCAUGUCUCAGGUGACCCCAACUAUGUGAGCUUCGAUGGCAGCUACCAUUCCUUCAGAGGAACCUGUACUUACACGCUGGUACAAGUGUGCCACCCCACCAAGGAGCUGCCGUUCUUCAAGAUCAGUGCCAAGAAUGAGAAGCAGGGUGGCCAGACCCCAACUUUCUACCUCCACCAAGUCAACAUUUUUAUCUUUGAUGCCCAGAUCACCCUGCAAAGGGACCACCGUGUGCUGAUCAAUGGCAAACAGGUCACUCUUCCUGCGAACCAGGUCCGACGGGUCACCAUUACUGCCAAUGGCAUCUAUACUGUACUCAGUGCUUACAUCGGGCUGCUUGUCAAGUUUGAUGGGAAUCAUCUCUUAGAGAUCGAAAUUCCUAGAGCCUAUUACCAAAAGGUCUGCGGUAUAUGCGGAAACUUCAAUGGCGAGGAAGAGGAUGAACUAAUGAUGCCCAAUGAUGAAUUAGCCCAGAAUGACAUGGAAUUUGGGAACAGUUGGAAAGAUAAGAAUGACUCUGACCCAAAUUGCCAACGGGAUGACCGAGAGAUUCGGCUGGAACACCGAGAAAACCCAAAUAUAAACUGCAAAUCAGAUGAUUUAGUCAGAGCUCAGCUACAAUGCCAAGCAGCCUUCCAGGGUUCUGGCUGGUCUGAAUGUGCCACCCAAGUGAUCCCCAAACCCUUCCUGAUCGGUUGUGUGUACAACCUCUGUGAGUUUAGAGGCGAAAACCAAGCCAUCUGUGAUGCUCUGCAAGCCUUUGGAGUUGCCUGCCAGGCCCAGGGGCUCAGGCCCCCGUUUUGGAGAAACAAUAGCUUCUGUCCUCUGGAAUGUCCUGCCUAUAGCAGCUACACAAACUGUGCUCCCCCGUGCCCACCUUCCUGCGGGGACCCCGAGGGCCGAUGUGAGGGUACCAAACUCCUCUCCACCUGCUUCGAGGGCUGUGUCUGUAACCCUGGCUACGUGCUCAAUGUGGAUCGGUGUGUGCUCAGGAGUCAGUGUAGCUGCAAGGAUACCGAGGGCCGAGUCCUUCCCGCAGGUAAGACCUGGCUAUCCACUGGCUGCAGCCAGAACUGUGUCUGUACAGAAGGAGUCGUCCAGUGUCGGGCCUUCAACUGCCCCUCAGGUUCCCACUGCCAGCUCAACGCCAAGGGCAACAGCAACUGUGUACCCGACUGGUUGGAUUACUGCUCAAUCUUUGGGGACCCCCAUUACCGCACACUGGAUGGUCUCAGCUACCACUUCCAGGGCCGUAUGACGUACACUCUCAUCAAGACCAUCGAUGUGCUCCCGGAUGGUGUCGAGCCCCUGGUUGUGGAGGGUCGCCACAAGAUGUACCUGCCUUGGGGCCCGAUCUUCUUGCAUGAAAUCUUCGUGACAAUCUAUGACUCUAGAAUCCAGCUCCGGCCUGGUCUGGAGCUUGUGGUCAACAAGGAGAAGGUCCACAUUCCCUACAAGCCCAGCGAGAACCUGCAGGUCUUUCUUCGGUCCCACCGCCUGUAUCUGACCACUGACUUUGGGCUGACCAUCAGCUUCGAUGGGAAAAAAAAUGCAGUGAUCUCCAUGCCUAGCAUGUACCUGGGCCUCGUACGCGGCCUGUGUGGAAACUUCGACAGGAACCAAAGCAAUGACUUGAUGCUGCCCAGCGGUGACUUAACUUACAGCAUCAAUGCUUUUGGCAACAGUUGGGAGGUGAAGAGAGUCCAGGAAGCUCUGGCCCGCGUUCCAAGGGCCAUUCAGGAUGAGGAAGAGGAAGCAGAGGAGUCAGAUUUCCAGGCAUCAGAAUGCAGCCCUGAGAAGCUGGCAUUCAUCAGCAGCACCCAGGCCUGUAGGGUGCUGGUGGAUCCCCAGGGGCUCUUUGCUGCCUGUCACCAAAUGGUGGCCCCAGAUCCCUUCCAAGAGCACUGCGUCUUUGGUUUGUGUGCUGCCCAGGACCCCAAGGAGUGGGAGGAACUGCGCUGUCAGAUGUUCAGCGGCUACGCCCUUGGUGUGUCCAGCCAAUACUGUGUAUCAGAGCUGCAUGACCCCCUGCCCGGCCUCCUGUGCCAACCCGGCGGCCCCCCAGGACUGUGAGGGCGCCUGUGUGGAAGGAUGCGCCAGCCUCCCGGGCUACAUCUACAGCGGUGCUCAGAGCCUCCCCAGGCCAGCUGUGGCUGCCUCCAAGAUGGGGUCUAUCACCAGUGGGGUGAAAGCUUUGUGAGCAAGGACUGUUCCCAGCUCUGCACAUGUGCCAGCUCCGGGGUCGUGCUCUGUGACCCUCUCGGCUGCGGCGAUGGGGAGAUCUGCACUCUAGCGAACCUCACCCGGGGUUGCUUCCGAGAAAGCCCAUGUCUGCAGAACCCCUGUCAGAAUGAUGGUGUGUGUCAGGAGCAGGGCAUGAAUUUCACCUGUGACUGUGAACUUGGUUAUGGGGGGGCCCUCUGCACUGAGCCUAAGGAUGUUCCACCCCCUGAAAAACUAGUGUCCAACCUUGUGGCCGUGCUAUUGGGGACGUUGGUGCCCAUGGCAUUCAUCAUGCUAGCAGUGACCAGAAAGUACCUUCACAGGAAGACGAGGAGCUCUCUGAAGGUCACCUUCUAG